UUCAAUAACCUGUCAAUUUUUGUUCAAGUUUAUAUUAGCACGACUUCCUUCUCAUUUUUGAUAAGGAAAUUAAUGUAAAAUGCAUAAACAAUAACUUGUUUUGUUAGAUGCAUAUUUGUCAAAUUAAUUUCGAGGUUAAUGUAGUUGAAUAGUAUUGUACUAUUCAUUAAAAUAGGAGUGCAGUUAUCAGUGAAUAUUUGCAGUUACAAGCGUAUCAGCAAUGUUCAGAAUUAAGUUCUACACAACAUUUCUUAUUGAAUAGCUGUGUAAUUUAGCGUGAAGAUGGAUUGCGAAGGGAUAUUAAAGGCUGGAUCGGAGUCCCAGGACUCUGAUGAGCCGGCACCGCCAGGUAUUUCCAAGGCCGACUUUAAUAAGUCUGACAUUGGAAUACCAACAUCCUCAACUCCGAAACCAAGUACGAGUACCAUCGGCUUCAAGCUUGUCCCGUCGCAGAAAGGAGUAGAGAAUGCCAAGAAGAGAUUGAGAGCAUUCUCCAUACAGAAGAAGAGUCCUAUGGCACCUGUUCCUGUACCCAAAGCCAUUAGCGGUGGAAAUACAACAGUGUUCAUCGGUAAACUAAGUCAUGUGAAGACUACUCCGAAGGUGGAGAAGCCUGAUGAUGCAGAACAGAAGAAGCCGCCAAAGCCUCCGAAACCUGGACAGGCUAGGAAAACUAUGCAAGAUUCCUACACAGAACUCCAAAAGCGUACAUUACAUGAGAUAGAAGAUAUGAAGCGUAAAAUGGAACUCGUAGACUUGGGUAUUCCUCUGGGUCUGAUCUGCCCUAGUGCUACCAACGAUAAGGCUAUGCCUACCAAAGCUAUGCCGCCUAUCAAGACAUUUUUGGCACGCGGUAGCGGCGCACGCGCAGCUCCCCAGUCGACGACGCGACGGUUGUUAUGCAACAGUAACUGCAUUACAGAACACUGCUUGUUUAACUAUCCGUCUAAAUUAGAUGAAAUUAUUAGAGAAGCUAAAAAAGCCAAAGCUGAAGGCAGAGAGUUCAAAUUUGAUUACCAAAAGAUAUUACCAGAUUACGACAACCCUUUCCAACGUAAAAAAGAUGAAAUUGAAAAAGUUAGAAAGAUAAGUGAAGAUAGGGAUAGAGAUAGAGAUAUAAGGAAAAAGUUAGAUAAGGAAAGAGAUAAGAGUAGGAGAAAGAGUGAUAAGUAUGAUAAAGAUUCUAGAAGACAUUCAAGUCAUAGAAGAGAUGAUAAAGAUAAGAGAAAAGAUGACAAAGAUAAAUAUAGAGAUAGGGAUAGAGAUAGAGAUAAAUCAAGAGAAAAAACUGAAGAAAAGAGAGAGGACAAGAAAGAUGAAAGGAAAGAAGAUAGGAAAGAUGAGAAAAAAGAGAAAGAACAAACUCCAGUAGCUAAGAAGAAAUCAGACAAACCUUCUGAAAAAGACCCAAAAGAAACUGAUGUGAAUCUGAGUGAAUAUCUGGUUUGUGAUAGUUGGUCCUUAGACAACGAAGACAGGCCAAAUUUCAGUCCAAAAACAGAUGACAAACUCAAAAACAUACCAAUACCGAAAGAAGUAAAACCUAAAGAAACAACAGAAGCUAAAAAAGAUACAACAGACAGUCCAAAAACGACUCCAGCUAAAAAAAUCGAGAAGCUACAACCAGUAAUCGAUUCGUUUAAAUUCGAAAUCGAUCCAAACGAUGACGAGUUACUCGAUAUGUUCGAUGAGAGUUCGGAUAUCGAGAAAUUCGCAACAAAAACUCGUAAGAAGGAUGAUAGUAGUAUGUUUGAUUCUCCGAUAGACAUGAAGAUAUUUGAUUUCGAUCAGAGUAAAGGAUCUGACGUGUUAACAGAUGAUACGUUUUUAGAAUCAGUCAUAAAUGAGAUUAAACAAGAGAAUAUGAGUGACGAAGACAGUCAGGACAAAGGUUUAGUAGAGUAUGACUCUCCUUCGAAAGAGAGUCAGAGUCCUAGAGUAGAGAGAAUCUCUAUAACUCCAGAAUUAGAUGAGAGGAUGUUUGUGAAUCUCCAGUCUAGUAGGAGUGAUUAUUCCGACGGGUAUCGGUCUACUGAAAGUGGGUAUAAGUCUACUGAGUCUGGGUAUAAGUCCAGUGCCAGUAGCAAAGGGGAUAGCUACCGGGCGUCCGUUGAAAAAGAGUUAGUGGGCAACUUCAAUAAGUUCACCGUUGAUUCGCUGGAGACUUGGAGUUUUGUGCUGAAGAUCUGUCAGCCGUUGCUGUUCAGACAUGAUAAUACUAAGUGUUUUAGGUACACACGCACUAUGCCCAAAAUCUGGUAUUCAGAGAAGGCCAAAAUAUGUCCGUGCGUGAAGGACCGUGAGAUUGUCUACAACGAACUUGAGACGUGUAAGAUGAAUCUGGUCGACCGAGUCUAUGGAUGUGACCAGAUACCAGAAGUGGAGCUCCCCAAAUCGAGGACUUGGUACCCACGUUUCGCGAACUGUCUCUCCGAAUCCAAUGCCCUCACUCCCAUAGUCCCGGCGAGCGACUGGGAGGCAGACGACAGUCAGAACGAAACUCCUCUUGUCAAGGACAAGAGGAGGUCAAGCACUCCUCAACGAAGCGAGGAGGUAUACCUGGAUAGAGAGUAUCAGAGGUAUGUCAGCAGUAGGUUCAUGGAAGCCGUAUGGCCAGAUGUAGCAGAGUCCAAAGCUGGUACUCCCAGAAGUACGACGCCAGUCAGACAGGAGAACAGAAAGAAGAAAGUGGAAGAUAAAGAAGGCGAGGCAGAAGACAAGAAGAAAGCUAAGAAGAUGAAGUUGAGUAGUGAAGGGUGGAGUCAGGAGUCGGAUAUUGAAGAGGAGGUGGAGAAAAGCAAAAAGAUUAAAGAUAAGAAAAUACGCAAGAGGAAGCACUCGUCUUCACUGUCUGAGAGCGAUGAGGCUGGCAAGAAGAAAAAGAAGUCUAUGAAGAAGAAACAGAAGGAUAGCUCAAAAGCAAAAACAAAAUUAGCGAAACGUCGACGGCUAAGUAAGAAAUAUUUAAAGAAGUUGAAGGAAAAACAGAAGAAAAAGAAGAAGAAUGAGUCAGAAGAUGAGGACGAAGAAAAAGAAAACAAAAAGAAAGAGAAGAAAUUGAAAAGGAAGAAACUACAAAAGAAAAAGAAAGCUCAAAAGAAGAAAAAGGCGAAAGCUAAGUCUUCUAGCAGUUCGUCAUCCUCUACAACAUCCAGUAGCUCUUCAGACACCGACUCCGAAGCAGAGAAGAGAAAGAAGAAAAAGAAAAAUGCAGAACUAAAAAAGAAGAAACGGAAACAGUCUUCUUCUGAGUCCACUCAAAGCGAAGAGUUAUUCGACGUCAAUAUACUGAAUAAUAUCAAAACGGAACGAUUGACGGACGAUGAGAAAAAACAAUCGUUAGUCUUCUCCCCAAGAAGACAGAAACCGAGAGAGAUAAUCAACGUGAAAGAAUUACAAAAUGAUUUUGUAGGUAACAAUAUACAUAUUAAAAAAGAAGUAGAAGAGACUAGACAAGAGGUAGUUAAAAUGGCGGACAUAGAGUUGGAAGAGAAGGAGUUUGCGACGGAAUCUGACUCGGUAAUCGAACCCGUUGUACCUGAGGUCACUGAAGUACAUGAGAUUAAAGAGGAGAUCUCUUUCCAGGAGAUCCCGUUGCCCGCGCCAAAACAAACAGAGAAACAGCAUACAGAUCACAUUGCCGACACACACACGGAUACGACGAUACAGACACAUAAAGACGUAAUCGAACCUAGUACCCCGACUCCGACAGACUUAUACGACCCUACUAAACCCGACACAUCACCGUCACCGCCAGAUAAAGAAUCCCAAGAAAGCCAAGAACCGCUACAACCUCACGUGGACCAACCACUACUCGAAGAGUCCAACCUAUCCCAAUCCUCACAAGAGUCCACGACCAGCAAAGACAUUCCUUACGAAAAGGACGACAGCCACCUUCGACCCUCAUCACAGAACUCCAAUUAUAGCUUCAAUGACGUCAUCAACGCCAGUCAGCAUUACCAGAAAGAUGAGGAAGACAAAUUCCAGGAGUAUGAGCAAGGGAACUAUGAGAUGUAUGAACAGCUCGCUAUGGCUUACCAAAGUGAUGUCGCUAAACAGUCGACACCAUCAACCGGUGAGGAUCCAUUCUUCGCAUCCCAGCGUAUUGAGACAGUGGUACGGGCGCGGUCGCGAGGGGAGAUCAAGUGCGACUGGCGCGCGGGAGACGAACCCAGUACCCCUGUACCUAAUAACAACCAACGACCUUCUAGAUGGGGUCUAAAACCAGGGCAGGUGAACAUAGUGCUGACGGGUGGGGAUGACUACCCGCCGCGCAAUGAGGAGCCGGUCUACCAGAUACAGACCAUUGCUAACAGGAGCGAGAACAACAGCUCGGGUAGCUACGAUGAAGCAUACGAAGACAUGUACGGUGCGUCCGACAGGUUGCAGUACGGAGAUUGUUUCAACACGGACAUCGAACCCCAACCCGCCGAGGAGAGCAACGAGCCUAUUAAACACAAGAGCAGCCUGGAUGACAGGAUAGAUCAAGCUUUGAGAACUACAGUGCUCGGUGAAGUGGCCAAGGAGGCUGAGGAGGACGGAGACAAGGACGGCCCGGAGAAAGGAAUCCUAGUCACUAAAGCGGAAAACCGUGGAGCUAAGCGAGUGAGCUUCGCGGACGGCUACAAGCCCGGCCAGGACUCGGACGUCGAAGAACCGCCUGUUAGGAAGAAGAAGAAGCCACGUCGCUUCGGCUGCGCAUGGCCGUGUCCCGCGACUCACAUCGACCACGUCCCACUGUGGGACGCCCUGCCCCCACCACCGCCACCACCCGGGUCGCCACCCCCCAACAUACGACUAGCCAUGCAGAUGAUGAUACAAGCACCCAUGCUACAGCAACAGAACAUGAUGCAACCUCCCAUGAUGCAACAAACACCAAACAUGAUGCAACAACCGCCUAACAUGUUGCAGCAACCGCCGAACAUGUUACAGCAACCUCCGAACAUGUUGCAGCAACCGCCUCAGUUGUUGCAACAGCCUCCAAAUAUGUUGCAACAGCCGCCGCAAAUGUUACAGCAGCCUCCGCAACUGUUGCAGCAACCUCCACAGAUGUUGCAGCAACCGGGCGUCAAGCCUAUGAUGUCGGCACCAUUCCCUAUGCCUUCGAAAUUAGACCCCAGCGUAUCGUUACCAAACUUCCUCCCGCCGGAGCCGCCGCCAAGUCUGCUCACGUUCCCGAUCACAUCCAUCAAGACAAACAUCAAUUAAUAACUAGUUACAUUAAUUCCUAUCAAGUGAUAUAAGUUAACUAUUAAGUUUAUUGUUCACUGUAAAUAUAAGCGAAGUAUGACUCCAUCA
Spodoptera frugiperda (fall armyworm) is the source of this 5298-nucleotide messenger RNA. RefSeq lists its product as uncharacterized. The record is from RefSeq and is a predicted model, not a curated record. Bases 283 to 5208 code for a protein of 1641 amino acids. The transcript has 23 exons. NCBI's taxonomy places the organism in Eukaryota, Metazoa, Arthropoda, Insecta, Lepidoptera, Noctuidae.